AUGCCCCGUGCACGUGUGAGUAGAGGACAGAACGCUGGAGGUAAGUCUUAAAUAGAAUAAAUUGGAUUACAAAGCGUUUUCGUUCAAGAAUAGUUUUUUGAUGACACCUUUUCUUUCAGAGACUUCUCGGAGGAAGAAUCCCCAACGUGCGCGUGCGAAUGGAAAAAAGAACGUGAAAGGUAUCUUCACAUAGUUUAGUUCAACUUAGAGAGAUUAAUCUGAAUUUAACAGCGUUCUUGACCAAACAAUAUUCUCCUGCUGACAGUUGUGCUUUCAGAGACUCCUAAACGUAAGGCGCCGCAACGUCCGCGUGCGAACGCGAGGCAGAACGUGGCUGUGAGAGGUAUUUUCAUUUCAUUAUUUUUCACCCAAUGAGAAUAAUAACUAGAGUUUCGAAACAUUUUCGACUGAAUGUUCACAUUGAUCCAUUCCAAAAGUUGACGCUUUUCUCUUAGAUGACCUGCUCAGAUAAUUUACUGCUGACAGUUGUACUUUUAGAACCCUCUCGACCAGACGUGCCUCAACCGGCGCCGGUGAAUAGAGGACCUUACGAAAACAGAAGAGGUAUGUUUCGUCCAUCCAUUUACAAAAAACGAAAAGAAUUUGAAAACUUUCUUGACCAGAAAAUCCUUUCAGUGUCCACUCCACGAUGGCUGCCCUACCGUGCGCGAUUGAAUCCAAUUCAAGGCGUCAUUGGUAUGUUUCAUUCAUCUAACUUUCCUUCUUCUUUGGAAUUUGUAAAAAACCUGAUCAGAAGAACUUUCAAAAGAACAUCGAUAAGUUCAAACAAAUUUUGAAAAAUAUGUACUUUUCUAAAAGUUUUAAAAAAUUUUGUUCGACGCGUGCAAAAUGAAUUUUUCCAGUCGAGCCGCAAGAUCUCAUACUUCCGCGAUGUCCUCUGCAGCGACGAGGGAUCAAAAUCCGAGCCGAAGCUGUCAGGAUACUCAUUGGCGCGGUCUACAAAAUCCACUUGCUGCGAAAGGAGUAUCUGACUCUGCCAGUGAGCUGCCGCAACUUCGAAACCACCGACUACUUCGAGCGCUACAUGAGCCCCAUGUAUGAAGAUCUGACCGAGGAAACUCGCCAGUAUCCUCUUCCGCAUCUUAUCGAUCCGGAUCAUCCUGACUCUGACGAGAGCAGUGGGGAAGAAGACGAGGAAUACCAGGUGUUCGAAGAAGAAAAAGACGAAGACGAAGAAGAUCGACCUUACUAUCGAGAUGAAGACAACGAAGAGACGGAGGACGAAGCUGAUUACGAUGACUCCGAUUGA
This is a messenger RNA of Caenorhabditis auriculariae, 1270 nucleotides long. Lineage: Eukaryota; Metazoa; Nematoda; Chromadorea; Rhabditida; Rhabditidae. The record is from the annotation of a GenBank genome assembly.